Molecule: messenger RNA, 1707 nt
Organism: Ostrea edulis (European flat oyster)
Lineage: Eukaryota; Metazoa; Mollusca; Bivalvia; Ostreida; Ostreidae
Product: 3 beta-hydroxysteroid dehydrogenase/Delta 5-->4-isomerase type 1-like
Exons: 5
Coding region: 157-1221 (354 amino acids)
Biological process (GO): steroid biosynthetic process
Molecular function (GO): 3-beta-hydroxy-Delta5-steroid dehydrogenase (NAD+) activity
Source: RefSeq, a predicted model, not a curated record
AUAUGAUGCACGUCAUCCCAUAUCUGAUUUAAUGUUCCUUGUGUCCCAGGGGAGUGCUGAAACGGGCCAAUUCAUCCACAUUAAGGUACUUUGAAGAUUGUUAUACAACAGAGAAGUAGUGUAUAUACGGAAACUAAAUCGGGUUUGCACGUAGCCAUGCCUUGCACUGUCCUUGUCACUGGCGCUAAUGGAUUUCUAGGACAACACGUGGUCAAACUGUUGCAGGAAAGGGCCGAGUUUGUGGAUUACAUUGUCUUGCUUGACAAGGAUAUGUUCGUUCAGAAAUUAGAUUACAAGCCGAGAGUGACAGCAGAAUGUAUAACCGGCUCAAUUACGGACCCAGACGUGGUGAGAAAAGCCGUCCAGAAGGUGAACUGCGUCAUCCACUUAGCCGGGGUCAUUGGUGUCACGACCUUCCCCGACGCCAAGGCCAUGAAGGACGUCAAUGUGAAAGGGACCGCUUUGUUGCUGGAAGCUUGCGUGGAGUCUAACGUUGGUAUAUUUAUAUCGUGUUCUACACAAGACACGGUGCUAACAAUGGCGGACCAAAUAGACAUUGAUGAGACUUUAUGUGUGGAACCACACGAUCUCGGUUUUGGGGACUAUGCCAAGACAAAAUUAGAGGCAGAGCACAUCGUGCUAGGAAAACAUGGAACACAGCUGAAAAAUGGUCAGCGUUUGCAAACCAUUGUUCUUCGACCAGGGUUAAUGUAUGGAGAACUAGACUCAAUUUUUGUUACGUCAGUCAUACGUGCUACCCGGACAAACGGAGGUGUCCUGUAUCACUUCGGAAGUCCUCAGGCAUUUGGGCAAUAUGUGUAUGUCGGGAACGUGGGGUGGGGCUUUGUGUGCGCCCUGAGAAAACUUUUCCAUGGCAACUUUCAUGGAGGAGAGACUUAUUUCGUCGGAGACACGACUCCCUUAAUGAGAUUGUUCGAAUUUAACGAACUCUUCAUUAAACUUAAUGGAGGCAGGCUUGCAUCACGACCAAUUCCAUAUCUCCUGAUGCUGAUGGUGGUUUUAUUGUUGGAGUGGAUUGUGUGGUUGAUCUCCCCCGUGAAAGAAAUAAACUUGCCCGUCACGUCUACAGCCGUCCGCUAUGCCAACAAAAAGUGGAGCUACUCUUACGACAAAGCUAAACGGCAACUGCAAUAUUCACCUUUAUAUGACUGGGAUGAGAGUUACCAUCGAUCUAGCAAAUUCUACAAAUCAAUUAAGUGAUCAUCACUUGCAAGAAAUUUAAAGAAUAGAAUGUAGACGCAACUAUAAUUUCGUACACUAUUACUAAUGCAUGCACAAUGUACAUGAAUAUCACACCUAUUACUUAUAAAGACACAUUUCUAUAAAAUUUCAUCAAAAUGGUAUGGCUAAGAACGGAAAUGUUAGAAUAGAAUUUUCUUUAAAUCAAUGCUUUAAAACCUUGUACUGAAUGCUUUGUGCUGCGGAUCUUAGAAUUUAGAAAAAAAUAUUUACAUGCACCAUGUGUAUUCUGCUUAAGUUCUAUUGAAAGUCAUUGGUUGUCAUUUGCAACAACGAAAACACAGUUUGUCUCGAUCCGGGUGUUUGGUGCCGUUGUAUAUUCAAGAACUCGGGGAUCUAUUUCACGGCAUUGUUGAAAUUGUUGGAAAAAUGUUUUCCGAUUUAUCUAUUUAUUUUUUUUUACCUUUUAUUUGGAUUUAGUACAAUAAAAACCGUUUUCCUAUAUCA